AUGGCCGGCGAUGGCGGCAUUCGCGUCCUGAAUCAGGGUGUGGGAUAUGGCAUUGUCGUGGGCAUCGGUGCGUUCUUCGCUCUGCUCAUGCUCUUGAUCACCUACCUGCAGAACCGAUACACAUCAUACUCCACAAAGCAAUCCGAGGAGUUUAACACGGCCUCUCGGAGCGUAAAACCAGGUCUCAUCGCCGCAGGCAUCGUCUCAUCAUGGACGUGGAGCAGCACGCUCUUGACGUCGAGCACGUUCGCCUAUUCGUACGGCAUCGGCGGCCCGAUGUGGUACGCUGCCAUGGGCUCCUCGCAGAUCCUCCUCUUCGCCCUCAUCGCCAUCAAGAUCAAGACCCAGGCCCCCGGCGCCCACACCUUUCCCGAGAUCAUCCUCGCGCACCACGGGCGCGCUAACCACCUCACCUACCUCUUCUUCGCCUGGGCGACGAACCUCCUCGUCGGAUCGUGCCUCGUGCUGGGAGGCUCGCAGGUCGUCGCCGCCCUGUCCGGCGUCAACGUCUACGGCGCGUGCUUCCUGAUCCCAUUUGUCGUCGCCGCCUAUGUGAUCGCCGGCGGGCUGCGGUCGACUUUCAUUGCGGACUAUGCGCAUACAGUCAUUUUGUUCAUUGCCAUCUUUACCUUUGGGUUCAGCAUCUACGCCACCAAUCCCGAGGUGGGAAGUAUCAGCCGGUUCUACGACCUGUUGCAGGAGGCCGGGCGAAACAUGCCCAUCGAGGGCAACGCCCAUGGGGGGAGCUAUCUGACGUUCAAGUCCAACGACGGGCUGGUCUUCGCUAUCGACCUGCUCGUCGCGGGAUUCUGCACCGUGUGGCUAGACCAGGCGUACUGGCAGCGCGCGAUUGCCUCAAGGCCAGAGACGAGCGUCAAGGCGUACCUAUUCGGGGGCAUGAGCUGGUACGGCAUCCCAUUUGGCUUCGCAACGGCCAUGGGUCUCGGCUGCGCCGCGCUGACGGCGAGCCCGUCCUUCCCCACAUUCCCAGACCCGCUCUCUGCGGCGCAAAACGGGAGCGGCCUCUCGGCGCCCGCCGCGGCGAUCGCGCUGCUGGGACGCGGCGGCGCUGGGCUUAUGCUUCUCCUGUUGUUCAUGGCGGUCACGUCGUCCACGAGCGCGGAGCUGAUCGCCGUCUCGAGCCUGAUUACCUUUGACGUGUACAAGACGUACGUCAAACCCAGAGCGACGUCGGACCAGCUGGUGCGCAUGAGCCACGCCGGCAUUGUGAUUUUCUCGGUCGUACUGGCUUCCUUCUGCUGCGUCCUCAACGCCGUGGGCAUCAACUUGACCUGGGUCCUGACGGUGCUGGGUGUGAUUGUGGGCGGCGCGUCUAUCCCGGUAGGCAUGAUUCUGCUGUGGGAACCCAUGUCCUCCGCGGCGGCGAUCGUGUCGCCGUGGGUAGGGCUGGGCCUGGGCAUGAUUGCCUGGUUUGUCGUGACCAAGCUGAGGAGUGGCACAAUCAGCGUAGACACGACUGGUGAUGUGACUAACGCCGCAGCGGGCAACAUCACGUCGUGUUGUGCUGGCGUCAUCUCCGCGUUCGUGUUGAGCUACGCAUUUCCCGCAAAAUGGGGAGCUGCAGAAUCUGAGCACAACCCCGAGGCCAAGAACAGGCUGCACAAGAUCUUGCACGGGGCCGAUCCGAGGCUGCCCACACAAGGUUCAGACAAUAGGGAGCAGCCUGCUUCGAGCCCAGCGCCUGAAACAGUUGUGCCCACCGGCAACGCAGUCGUGGACUUCCUCGAAGCUUCCUACUCGAAGCCGAUGGAUCCAGAGGCGGCACGGAAAGCUACGAGGCUCGCAUACGCCUUCAAUAUUAUUUAUUGGGCGGUUGCGCUGAUCCUUGUACCGUUCACAUUUUUCGGCAGCGAGUGGGAAUUUAGCAGGGCGGGAUUUACUGGUUGGUGCGUCAUGUCCUUCAUCUGGGUAUGGUUCAGCGCCUGUGUGUGUAUUUUCUGGCCUCUGUGGGAGAGCAGAGAAACAAUGAAGUCGAUCGUACAGGGAAUUGUCAAGUCGCGUAAUAGGACUUGA
This is a messenger RNA of Cryphonectria parasitica EP155, 2034 nucleotides long. RefSeq lists its product as uncharacterized. Bases 1 to 2034 code for a protein of 677 amino acids. Gene Ontology annotation, molecular function: urea transmembrane transporter activity. The record is from RefSeq and is a predicted model, not a curated record. The transcript is spliced from 3 exons. Gene Ontology annotation, cellular component: plasma membrane. Lineage: Eukaryota; Fungi; Ascomycota; Sordariomycetes; Diaporthales; Cryphonectriaceae. Gene Ontology annotation, biological process: urea transmembrane transport.